This is a messenger RNA of Cinara cedri, 10422 nucleotides long. NCBI's taxonomy places the organism in Eukaryota, Metazoa, Arthropoda, Insecta, Hemiptera, Aphididae. The record is from the annotation of a GenBank genome assembly.
GAAAGAUUUUCUAACCAGUUAAUUACUUUUAGGAUACGACUCACAUAAGGAGGGUCUGUCAUUCUGCAGGCGUUAGCCUGCGUAAUAUUGCAUUAUUUAUUAGUUUUUCAUUUGUUCGCCAAUAUUGGCAUACAUUGUGUUAAUAUUUUUACAGUAUUGUCUUAAUGAAAAUAAUCAGAAAACUUCGUAUAUACCAAUUGAUCGGCUAAACGAGUAAGCGUUAAAAUACAGUAUAUUAAUAUUAUUUUAUUCAAUAAUCUGUUAAAAAAUUAGUAUUUAGUUGAAAGUCAUAAAUUCACUCAGUUUCGUUCAAUUUUCAAUUUUUGUCGACGAACAAGUCUAGCCUAUAGUGUUUUAAAAUUUUUCGUUCAAUUACGUAUCAGUAAUUUUAACCUUAUUCAGACGGUAUUGGAAUCGUAUUUACACAAAUUCAUCUAUUUAUCUAUGAUUUACUAAUCAAAGACAGGAUUUUUCAUAUGAUUUUCUGGAAGUAAUUUGCAGUCGAAUUUAUCAUAUACAAAGUUUUGAAAAUUGCCAUACAAUAGAGGUCGGUGUGCUACAACUUGAAGCCGAAUACGAAAACAGAAUUUUUUUUUUUUUUAUUUGUUUAUUACCUUGGUGACACAAGUGAAAAAAAAUGAAAAUAAAUUUGUUUUAUUUUUACGAAAAAAGAAGCACAAUAACGGUUAACUGUGAAGUGGAGGGUAAAACCGAAAAACCUAUAUUUAUUAAUUUUGAUUUUUUUUUUUAAAUUUUUCUUGGGGAAUCAUAAAAUUGGUACAGCAACGUCGAGUAACUAGUAAUUUAAUGUUCUAUAGUAAUUAUUUGUAUGGAUAGUAUUUCCUUUUCAAUACAAGACGAAAUAUCUAUACAUGAAUACCUUUUUUAUCGUAUUAUUUUGUGAAAAUAUACACAUUUUUAUAUGUCGUGGAUCCGGGGUGGAGGUAUUAUGGUAAUUAGUCCCCUCCGUCCCCUCUUGAACACCGUAGUAUACCUAGAUUGUUUUUUUUAUUGUAUUCCGGUAAAAUAUGUAAUAUAUAUAUAUAUAUCAAUAUUCGUCGUAGUAAAUGGUAUUGCCCCUCCAUCCUACAAUUAAUGUUUGGAUCACUGAGACGUUCAAAUAUAAAUAUUAACUAUAUAAAUAGUUACCCCGUUUACCAACGACGAGACAAAAUAUGUUAUAAUUUCUCCCAUUCGGCGUACAAGGGAGAAACUUUUUUAUCGCACAGAAAAAACAGCACAGGAUAGCUGUAUCGUGAUACUUUGUAAUAAUAAUAUAAUUAUAUUUUACUUGAAUGCAUAAUAUGUUAUCUUUUUAUACCACUGGGCUCAAAUUUUAUGCUGCAAAUAACUGAAAUAUGCGCUAUAAUAUGUCCUACAAUUUUUAAAAUAAUCUAUGAAAGUAUACCAUGAAAACAUGAAAAAUUACUAAAAAGAAAAUAUAUAUAUAUAUAUAUUUUAAAUUUCAUUUUUUUUUUUUUUAAUGUAUAAAUGAAAGAAGUUAUAAAUGUAAACUGUUCGAUGAGUGAAUUAGCUGGGCUACUUGAAAAUAAUAUUAUAAUAUGUAAUGAAAAUGUAUGUAUUUUUCCAAUGUGUUCACAUAAAUGAGAGAUUUUUUUUUACUAUUUACGAAAAAUAAAAAAUAAAUCAUUAUAUUAUGCGUAUUAGCAAAAAAUAGCACCAAAAAUUAAAAAAUUGCACUACAAAACUAAAAUACUUCAAGUAUUUAAAAAAAAUGUAAUAUUUUGCGAAUAAAACAAAAUGUAAAGAUCACCCUGCUACAUUUACCUGUACCUUAUAAUAACUAGCGAAUACUAUAAAAUCCAAGUCCCGAGUAUAAUAUAUCAAUAAUAGUUCAUAAAAAUAACCAUCCGUCUUACAUACUCGGACUGUUAUUAUCAAUAAUCAUUAUAAAUUAUAAUAAUCUCGAUAAUUACUAAUAUAACAUAACAACAUAAUGAUAUAAGUGAUGGCGAAAUUCAUGUAUAACUAUAGAUAAUAUUGUUAUAAUAAUGUGAAUUACUAUAUUAUAAUCCGUAAUUAUUUACGCAAGAACAACGUGAUAAAUAUUUGGUUGUUACUUUUACUGAAAGUUUGUUGUUUUUUUUUUUUUUUUUUAUAGUAUAAUAUAUAAUAUUAUUUCGACGCAACACUACACAUUAUACCUACUUGCAAUGUUUUACUCCAUGAUAAACACAAAAACAAACGUAUUUUUAAAUAGAAACAUUCGGUAUAUUAUUGUAACGGGCAUAACAUCGAACGUAUAAUAAUUCAGUUGUUUGCGAUUUAUUCGAUUAGGUUUUUCACGAUUUCUACAUAGUUACUCAAAAUAGGUAUGAUUUUGUACCGGUCGAGUGCAUAGCAAUGUUUUUGGAUAACGCUCAAAACUACACACAGUAAUCUUAUUGUAAAUUUCAAAACGUUCAACUAUUUCCAGGAGGCUACUUUUUAGGGCCAAUAUUAUUAGGACCCAGGAUACAUCCAGGAUUUUUUUUUAAGGAGGAGUUACUAAAUAAAAUUGUUUAAGGCCACAUGGUAUGAUUGGUAUUCUACAUUAUUAUAAAAUGAAUCAAAAUAGUUUUAAAAAGUGUUUUAUUCUUUGAAAAUAAUACUUUUUUAGAUUCUGAGUAGAGCGAAGAAGCAAUGGUUAGGUUUUUUUCUGUGAACAACUUUUCUACCAGAAAUAUUACUCCGAUUUACAAGCAUAGCACUUUUUCUGAAAGGAAAUUUGACUGAGAAGGUACUUUAAGGAAGUAAUUUUUUAUUUUUCAUAGAAUUUCUCUCAAUAAAUAGGAAAAAACGUGAAAAACAUGAAAUGGUUAUGAAAAUAGGUACAACGUUAAAUAAAUAUUGUUAAAGAAAAUGUUUGAUCCAUAUGUAAUUAUUUUACCAUAAUAUAACAUAUAUAUCGUUGACAAAGCAACCCUUUUAACUGAACUUCACUCAGAAUCGUUUUUUCGUUAGGAAUGGUUAAUCGCUGAUAUAUAUUAAAUAUGUAUAUAAUAUCAUAUAUAUCUGUAUUCUACCAAAUACCUUCCCAACUUCUCAUCUACAACAGUGGCUACACCCGUACCCAUUAUGCUUAGACAGCUUUUUAGUUUCAUUUUAUAGUGGAAAUACUUUAAGUAAUUAGUUUUAUUUGGUCGGUGCUCCAAAUUCUUCACACAUUACUUUAAAAGAUGCCUAAUUUUUCAGCUGGUGGUUUUUGAUUGAAAAUUUUUUCGGAAUUCACAAUAAUUAAAAUAUAACCCAUAAUCAUAUUACCUAUCAUCAUAUAAUAUCAAUAGUAUUCUUCGAUCCAUCUGAACUUAACCUUACAUUUUUUUGAAAAUACUGUUUUAUCUAUAUUAUUCGAAUAAAUAUUCUGAAUACUAUUUUAUACACGUAUUGGAUUAUGUAUUCUAAGUACUUUUAAAAAAAAUUUUACCCAAGUCUGGUUACAUAUUAUUAUAUGUAAUAUACUUCAGUUUUGGUAAUUUAUAAUUUUUCCCAUGUAAAAAUUUGAAGUCUGUAACUUUUAAAAUUAAUAAUUUGAUUUCAAACAGUUCAACCAUUAGGCGAGGUUUAAGGUACUGAAUUAUUAUUAUUAUUUUUUUUUUUAUUGUUAUGUUAAACAUAGAACCACUACAGAACUAUAGAUAAUUACUAUUUUUAUACGAUAUGUAUAAAUUUACGAUUCAUUUUGAAAGGCCAAAGAGGCAAAUUUUACUAGCAAAAAUUAACUGUGGACCAGAUGAUUCCCUGAACCUCCAACUAGAUCCACCACUGAUUGCAGAUCGUCAUACCUAUAAUGUUACAUUGCAUUACAAAUGUAUUCUUUAAGACAUAAUAUUUUUAGUAUGGAAUUGUACAAUAUACAUUAAUAAAAUAACGAUGUUUUAGGUUUUGAACGGAGCGAUAAAGUUCCAUGCUUUUACAUCGCACGAAAAAAUGUUGAAAAUGGAUUUUAAAAUACUUUUUAUACUUGCAAUUACUGUAGUUUUAGUAUGUCCGUCACUUUUAACCUCGUAAGUAUAUCUAUUAUCCAUGAUUAAAUAAACAAGUUGUGUCAGCAAAAAUACGUGUUUUUCCUAUCACCACGCAUGUGACCACAACUCGGAAGAAACGAAAAGAUAACCAUCCAUUCUGUUCAAUAACCGUGAUAAAAACAAGACGAUCUAGUAUCAAAUCAUUUCUUGUGUCGUGGCUUUAUCGUUUAUUCCAAGACGGAAGUUCAUAUCAUGUGCAAAACAAUUUCAAUGACACACGCCUGUUUAUUUACUUAUGGUUUAUCCUUCGGAUUAUUGUUGAAUAUAAUAUCAUAAAAUCAAUUUUUUAGAAUUUCUUCCACGGCUCCUAAACUAUUGGCUCUAGAAAAGAAUAGUGAUGAAGACAAUCAAAUGAGCGGUAAUGCAUUUAAAAAAAUAUUUAAACGCGAGCAUACAGAGCGAUUCAUUUUAUAUAUGUUCAAAUACUGAUUUUUGACAAUAUUUAAGAAAUCUAAAAUCUUUAAAAAAAAUAUCUUUAUUUAUUCACUUAAAAUUAAAAAUUAAAGAUGUAUUUAAUAACCAACAACUUAAGGCCCAUACUGGCUACUUUUAUUGGGCAAUUGCAGUUACCACUCAAAAUAUUCCCUAAACCAGUAGGGUUUUUGGGGGGCAUCUACUAUUACCACCCAGAGAAAAAAAAAAUGACUAUAAUUUAUCUGUAGUGUAGGUAAAUUAACAUAAUAUAUUAUGUAGUAUAUGAUAAACAUAAAAGUAUGACAAAAGGAAAAUAAAAAUAUUUCAUAUUCUCUCAUUUGGCGAAACUUUAAGUAAGAUUAUAGUAAAUGUUAACCAUUGUUAUCAUAAAAAAAUGAUUUUUAAAUAUAUAAAAAUGAUAUAACGAUAUAAUAAUACAUAUACUUCUCGCGAGUAUAAUAAACACUGUUAUAAUUGAGUAGUCGCGAAUGUCGAUUUAUAGAGUAAUUUAUUACAUACUGUUAAUGACGAUAAAUCAUUGAAAAUGAAAAAAAACGAUUCUGAACAAAAUUCUAAUCUCUUGUUAAUAGUAUUAGUUGUGCUUUGCUAUUUAUCUGAGGUAACUCAGAAAUAAACAAAAAUAAAAUUAAUGUAUCAUCAUUAUUUGUUAUUUUUUCUUUUUUUUUUAUGUGAAAACUUUUUCUACCAGAAAGCAUAUACCGAUUAUCAAGUAUGGUACUUUUUUUGUAAGGAAAUGUUCUGUGGGUGGUACUUUAGAGAGUUAUUUUUUUUUUAAAUCCUCAUUAAUAUUCGAGAUAAUGAGGAAAAUCUGGUUCUUUACGUUAAAUAAACAUUGAAAAAAUAUAGGUUGUCAUUGGCAACCGUUUUUAUUAAUUUUUUUUUAUUAUUUUAAAAUCUUUCUUAAACAAUCAUUGUCGUCAUGGAAACACUAAUUGUUGUAAUUAUUUUACCAUAAUAUGUAUAUAUUUUUGACAAAGCAACACUAUCAGCUGAACUCCGCUCACAAUUGUCUUUUCGAUAGCAAUGGUUUAUCGUUGCUUACAAAUAUACAUUAAAUUCCUGUCGGUAAACUGACUUUCCGAAUUUCCAUCUACAAAAGGAGCUGCACACACAUUCGAAAUAUAUCCUUUCUUUUUUUUAUUAUUUCAUAGAUUUACUGUGGGGAAUCUGGACAUUUUUUACUAGUAAAUGAAAAAUUCGCAUCUUUUAAAUACGAUUCGUACAACAUAGUCUUCUUGCUCUCCAAAAAAAGUAUUUUUUGGAAAACAAAAAAACGACCUAAUUUAAUGUGGAAAAUAUGCUCUUUUUAGGAUUCGAUAAACGACGGAGUUAUAUGGGUGUUUAGUAAAAAUAAAAUUAUUAAAAUGGUCGAGUAUUGACAUACUCGUAAAUAAAAAAAUUAAAUAAAUAUAUAUAAAUAAAAAAUGUACAUAUAAAAAUAAAAUAAAUGAAUCAAUGAGUUGCGUUUUACAUUUUUCCUGAUGAUGAAUUUUUAAUUCGAAAACGGUCGUAUAACACACUUAUCAUAAUACUUCAGACAACAUAUUGAUUAAUUCAUUUAUUUCAUUUUUAUAUAAACGUUUUUUAUUUAUAUAUUUAUUUACUUUAUUUGUCUAAUAGUUACUGAUUUUAAAUAAUCUCUCCUAUUAAAAUAAAUUAUUUCUAUAUUCUAUAUAAAACGAUCAAUUUGUAUUCAUUUUUUUUGUCUAUGUAUUCCUUAAUUUAAUUUUUUAUAUUCAGUCACGUUUUACAUUUUGACUAUAAUAUACCUGAUGAUGAAUUUUUAAUUCAAAACCGUUCGUACAAUACACUUAUCAUAAUACUCCAAGCGACACAUUCAUUAAUUAAUUUAUUUUAUUUUUAUAUAUAUAUAUUAUUUAUAUCUUUAUUUACUAGAUUAAUCAUCAUUGCUAACAAAAAACGAUUUCGAACGGAGUUCGGUUGUAUGUGUUUUAAAAGGCCGUAACGUUUACGACUUUCAGCAACAUUUGAUAUUAAAAUUCUAAUAAGAAAAUCUACAUUAAAGUCAAGUAUUUCUUAUUAACCACUAAGUAUAAAUAAUAAUGAAACUUCUGUUACAUUUUCAAGCAUUUCUGUGGACUCUUAUACUUUUGUAUACAGAUUAUCUACCGAAUAAAUAUUAUAUAAAACUUAUAGAACUAAAAUGUCUAUAAAUAGCUAAAAAUCUUUUAAAAUUGUAUAACGUUUUUACAAUGCUAAAAUAGGAUUUCUGUCCAAUUUUCAAGUCUCCACGAACAUUGACUGAAUUACAAUAAAAACACAAAAUUGAAAAUAAUAAAAGAACUAUAUUCAUAAAUUGUACGACGUAAAUCGUAUUUCCUACGUCUUUUCCGAAUUAUUUUGAAAACCUCGCGUUGAUCAAAAUCUAGUGUGAAGAUCUGCUAAAAUUUCUGAAAUUUACGUGAAUUCACAUUCUACCUACAUUAAACAUCUAGUUAACUUCAAUACAUCCGCAGAGAACGUAAUAUUAAAUUCUACGUGAACAAAGUAGCGAGUAGCAGCCGAGUAGAAUAAUAAAUAAUCGAAUUAUAUAGUUCAUAUUAUAUUGCCAGUUUAUCCUAAUCGAAUGAAAUAUUAGAGCAAAUAGUAGCACGAAAUCGAAAUUUUUAAUAUGCAUAUAAUUUUAAAAUUAUAUAAUAGAAAAUAAUGAUUUUGAGUUGUCUAUAAUCAGUACAGCGUUACGUUCAAUAUGUCGUAUGGGCAAAUAGGUUAAAGUAAUUAAAUAAACUCAUUAGCGGAAUUUUAAAUUCCGUAUUUUAAGUGGUUUUAAGUUGCAAAUAUACAAAGUCAUUUUGCAUAAAUUGUUAUAACCUCCUUAUAAAUCGUUUUAUAUAUUUCUUCUUAAUUGUAAAAUAUAAUUUCAGUCAUAAAUUACAAUUCAACUUUUUUUUUCAUUAUUUUUAUUUAAUCGUAAUAUUAUAAUAUGAUUACAUUAUUAUUAUUUUAUUUUUCGCAGGAGAUAUUGAAAGUAAAAAUUAUAUGAACUCAUUUGAUACUCCCAAAAAUAUACCGGAACAACUGAAAAAAAAUAUUCUAAAUGUCCAAAGGCGUCGCCAAAAGACUCGAGUCAUAAAAUAUAAAAAAGUAAAAAAUAGACGGAAUCAAAUAUGGAGACAGAAAAACAAAAAUGAAAGAGAACGAAGGUCGGUAGAGGAAACAGGAUAUUCGGAGAGAGAGGAUCCGCAAGAGGAAAUAAUAAGGAUUAAUCAGGCCGCACAAAGAGAUGAUCAGGAAGAUUAUAUGAGGAAUAAACAGUCCACACUCAUGUGGUAUUAUUGGUGGUAUAAUACAUUCAUUGCGACUACUCAACGAACACUUAACGGUAAGUAAAUUAAUAAAAUAGAGAAUUUCUUUCCUGUAUUUAAAUAAGAAAAGUAAAAUGGGGAUUAUUACGGGAUAGACUUGUAAAAAUGGGACAAAACAUGUCCCAUAUAACUUUCGUCAGGACAACGAUGCAUAAAAUUAAAAUACGGAAUAAUCCCUUAUAAUACAGGAUGUAGCAGCUAAAAAUAUGCAAUAAAAAUGAUAAAAUAAUUGAAAUAGAACAAAUGUUUCACAGUCUUAACGAAUUAACAUUAUUUUUUUAGUUACGACUGAAGCUCCUCGAACUAUGAUGCCUUUAUAUAAGAUGAUUUUUCGUCAUAGUAAGUAAUAGUUAUCAUAUAUUAUAAUUUAUUAAAGCUUCCACUAAUGUGUUAGCACUGUUAAUUAUAACAUAUUACAACGAUAAUAUGUUUAAUGUAUUCUUAUUAGUUGUUCAAAAAAACCGGUAGCUUUGACGAGGAUGUGACAUAUAGGAUUAAGUGUGGUUGAAUUAAGUGAAAACAAACAUCAGGUGUUUUAUGUGACAAGAGUAUGAAGAGACCGGCUAUGUUGAAUGGGUUGAUGUGUUGAGCAGUAGACAGAAAAAUAGAACAGUUAAUGAAUGUAGCAGAGAUUAAAAUGUUUAGGUGGAUGAGUGAAGUGAAGAGAGAAAUUAGGAUACGAAAUAAGUACAUAAGAGCUAGUGGUGGCUUAGGUAGGCUUCGACAGUGGAUAAAAUGAGAGAAAAUAUACAGAGUGUAUUUGGGCAACUCAUGGGGAGAAACGAACCAGAAGCAGUAUGAAACGUAAUAAGAAUGGAAGUAAGAAGAACGAAGAGGAAUUUAUAUGAGGAUGUUGUGGAGGAUCGGGUCAAGUGGAAGUUUAGGACUGAACGAAUAGUUAACGGUAAGUAAAUUAAUAAAAUAUUGAAUUUCUUUCCUGUAUUUAAAUAAGAAAAGUAGAAUGGGAAUUAUUACAGGACAGACUUGUAAAAAUGGGACAAAACAUGUUCCAUAUAACUUUCGUCGGGACACCGAUGUAUAAAGUUAAAAUACGGGUUAAUCCCGUAUAAUACAAGAUGUAGCAGCUAAAAAAAUGCAAUAAAAAUGACAAAAUAAUUGAAACAGAACAAAUACACUUUACCACAGUUCUCACGAAUUCAAUUUUUUUUUUUUUAGAAUCGUCUACUACAUUAAAACCGACUAAAAGAUAUUAAAUGAGAUACAAUAAAAGCACAACCGUUCAAAAGCAGGAGUUGAAGCAGGCACCAGGAGCUAUCAAACCUAUGCUAUACCAUAACAUCUUCCAUGUAUUCGAUCUAUUUUGACCACGCCAUUCACUUUUUUUUUAUAAUUUGUUUAUAAAUAUUAUUUUGAAACCGUCCUUACCUUUCCCAACACCGACUUUACCUUUUCCAUACAAUCAUAAAUCCUAUCACACACAUACCUAUACCUACCUACGUAAACACAUACAUAUACACACACGCACACACACACAUAUCAUAUUUUAACACAAGAAAUAUUUGAUUUUAUGACAUUAGUAACUUAAUUUAGAAUAUAAACAACAAAAAUGUAUAAAAGUAAUUCGAAUGCUGAAUGAUAUGAAAAAAAAAAAAAAAAAAUUGAUAUUAUUACUAUCAUAAGAUUAACCGCUGUAAUAGCUAUUUAUAUUAAAUCGCAUUCAUAGUAGUUGAUCUGAACUUUGUUUUGUUAAAAACGUUUUGGAUAAUACGAGUAUAUAAUUAAUAUUUUUCGUGGUGAAUUUCAUAAUAAAUUAAAUGUACAAUGUGGGGAAAUAUUUUCGAUUAUUAAAGGACCACGAAACAAAAAAAAAAUGACUUUGGCCUAACAAAUAGAUAAUUGUUUAAUAUAACUAACGGUGGUACUAAAAUUUGUAUACGUCGAAUCGUUGAGGCGCUAGAGCCCAAGAGAGAUAGCCGCGUGACGUCACAAGAUCACACGGUGCGGCGGCGGCGGCCUAUACUUUUAUACGGGAAUCGCCGACGUGGUCUAGGAUAUUUAUUUAUAAUUUUUGUUACAUUCUAUUCAAUUAUAAAUAACCUCGUAGUAACAACAAUGAAUGGGCGCAUAAAAAUACUCUGUUUGAAUAAUUAUGUUUUCAUCCAAAACAAGACGUAUUCUAACGUAUUUCCAGACGUAUUCGUUGAAGAACGUAGAUCAAUCGCAUUUUACACGUUUUUUUAAACUAACUUAUUUUUUUAACUUUCAUAUUUUCAUCGUUGGGAUCUUGUUUUAUAGAGAAAGUAAUGUAUUAUAAAUUAUAAUAUUAUAAUAGUCAUUUUUAUUUUAUUUAUUAAUAAUAAUUUGUUAAUUACAUACAUAUUUUAUAUAAAGUUGAAAUAGUUAAGUACUCAUAUUUUGUUAUAUUAUAGGAAGUGUUCUCGCAUAAGCAAAAUAUGUUUUAUAACAAUUUGUAUUUGUUUUUGAUAGUAUAUCACAAAUAUUCAAAUAUGUCAAUAUAUCCAUAUAGUUUUGAGCUCACUGUGAACGAUAUUGAUAUUGCUAAUAUUCGGCCAGAUACAUAUGAACCUAAUUUAUAGCUUUUAUGUUGUUAAAAAUUAUUGUGUAGAUGUGAUACAUAAUGUAUUUGAGGGUGUGCGUCAUUAUGCUACAUU